AUGUAUUUUAUUAAAUCAUCGAAUAAUGAACCAACAAUGACAUUAACUGAUAAGACUGAUGAACAUAUAAAUCACCAUCAAGAUGAAAAAGAUGAUUCUGGUAUUGAACAGGACAAUAGUAUUAUAUAUAUAAAAAUUGCCGUUGAAGAUCAAAGUUUACAGAAAGUGCUAAAAUUUAAUUUGGAUGAUACUGUAUGGAGUGCAAAGUUGAAAGUUUUACAACAUUUGCUAAAGGAAGUUAAUGAUGGUUUAAAUUUCGGUCUUUAUUCGCCACCAUCUAAUGGGCGUGUGGGAAAAUUUUUAGAUGAAUCAAGAUGUUUGCGAGAUUAUCCAUUAUGUCAACCAGUUGGAUAUCUUGAAACAAACAUUAAAAAAUUUGUCGAUUGUAUAAAAAUGGAUCAAACGUAUAAAGUUGUCAGAUAUCUUGAACGAGGAUUCGAUCCAAAUCUUCAAAUCGAUGAUGAAACUCCUCUAACAUAUGCAGUUGAUCUUGAGGAUCCACGUGAAAUGAUAAUGGCAUUAGUUAAUGGUGGUGCACAUCUCGAUUAUAGGACAAGAAAUGGGCAAACACCAUUACACAAAGCAGCCAGAGACAAUAAAAAGGCAGCUAUUUUGAUUAUUCUUGAACUGGGUGGUUCACCAAAUGUUUAUGACGGAAAACAAUUGACACCAUUGUAUUAUUGUAUAUUAAAUAAAGCUGAUCCAUAUUGCGCUCAAUUAUUACUUCAAGAUCAUAGUAUUGUCGAUUGUGUAGAUGAAAAUCUUUCAACAGAAAUUCAUCAAGCCUGUAGACUUGGUCUUGUUCAACAUAUCGAAAAUCUUUUAUUUUAUCGAGCGGAUAUCAAUGCGAAAAAUACGGCAGGAAACACACCGUUACAUGUUUGUGCGGCUAAUAACCAGGAACCUUGUGCACGUGUAUUAUUAUUUCGUGGCGCUGAUACAACGUCUGUAAAUAAAGCAAAUCAAACACCCCACGACUUAGCUUUGAUAUCACAAAAUUCAAUAAUUGCAAGUAUUAUUCAACAACUUAAACCAGAAGAUGUUGUACCUUACCGCGAAAAUCCUGUUAUAAAUCCUAAACGUCGGAAUAUCUAUAUUGAACGACGUCUUCGUACUAAUUGUACAUCAACUUCGUCAUCGUUGAAAAGUCGCUCUCAAAGAUCUCCCAUUGUUCAAACAUCUGCUGUCAAUGGUGGAUAUACAUACUCAAGAAAACGUCUAUAUGCAGCUGCUCCAGGGCGAAAAUGUGUCUGUAUUAAACCAUUUAAAGCUCAACAACAAGGCGAAUUAACAUUGAAAAAAGGAGAUAUCAUAGAAAUUUUGAGUGUUGGCGAGCAUGGAUAUCUUGAAGGACGUUCAAAAGAUAGUGAAGAAAAUGGUGAAACAACAAAUGAUGACACAAUUGUGAUUAGUCGCGAUACAUUGUCUGCUUUAAUGAUUAAUAAUGAUUCAUUUAUCCCUAGAACAGUUGUAUUACAACGAGGAAAAAAAGGUUUUGGAUUCGUUUUAAGAGGCUCAAAAGUUGUUGGUCAAGUAUUUAAUCCUACACCAUCACAUCCUGCUUUGCAAUUUCUCGAUAUUAUUGAAGAAGGAAGCAACGCAGACAAAGCUGGACUAAAGCAAAAUGAUUACGUGUUAGAAAUCAAUAAUAUGAAUGUAGUGUCAAUGUCUCAUGAAGAAUGUGUAAAUUUUAUAAAGAAAGCCGGUGAUACUUUAGCACUCAAGGUUGUUACUGCAGUACCAAUAACAAAUGAUUGUGUAUCACCAGUAACUCCAGUUAGAAAUAAUAAUAACCCUCCACAAUCAUUAGCAUGCAGAAGAAAAGCACCUAUUUUGAUUCGAUUACCUGAUCCAUCAGGUAUAUGUGAAACACUUGUGCGAAAAGAUUUUGGAUUAUGUUCGGAUUCUUAUUAUUCUCAUUAUGUUCUGAAAAUAAUUCGUAUGAAGAAACGUAAGAAUUGUUUAAUUACUUUUCUAGAAGAACUUGAUCGUACAUUAGCUGAAUAUGAAUACGGAAAAGAAGGAGCACUACCGAAUAUGAAUAAUAUCGUCACAACAACACCAUCGUUAUCAAUUAAAAGAGGAAAACCAAAACCAGUUGUACCAGAACGUGAUUCCAGUCUAUACGAUUGUUCGUCGACUACAAUUUCUGGUCAACCACAGCAACAACAACAAAUUUAUGGCACAUUUCGACCAUUACCGUCAUCAUUACAGACUGAACGUAAUCUUGCUACAAAUGUGUCUAAUAUAAGACGUAAUUCGAAUUCAUCAUCAAACGAGGCCGACGAAGAAUCAUCACUAUCUUCUUUAAACAGUAAUCAACAUCCAAAAAAUUCCUUCGUCGAAGUAACAAGUUCAUCAACAUUAACUACAAAUACAUCGACAGCGUCCGAUGGAAUCUAUAUGACACCAUCGCUAAUGAUGAAUACAUCUACACCACUAACAACAUUCAAAGGCAUAGCGCCUCUUGCACCACCGUCAGUUGCUCCUUCAUUUCCAUCUUCUUUUCCUUCAUCGAUCGAUAAAGUUAAACCGAGCGAUGUUAAAAAACGUUCAAUGGUUAAAAAACAAUCAUUACACGCGCCAUUAAACUCGAAUAAUAAUAAUAAUAAUCGUGAUAGCGAAACAAUGAACAGUGACAAUGAAAAACAACAAUCGGUUCCUCCGCCCCCACCACCAUUUCCUUCUCAGUUAAAUAAGUUGUCUGUGCAACAGCAACCCUUACAAGAGUCGCCGCCACAACUUAAACAUGUAAACGAAAAGCCUGUAAAGUCUACCCCGAUGAUUGUUGGCAAUGGAAAUUUACAAACAGAAAUCGAGCAAGCGAGAAAUCGUUUAAAAAAACCACAAUCUAUACAAAUAGGGCAAACUCCAAAGAAAGAGAUAGUACAAUCAAAACCAGAACAACAGCGACCCCUAUCCGCUUUACCAAACGGAAGAACGAAUCAAUCUUCACGUUCAUCAUUAAAUACUCCACGUUCAUCAUCAAAUACUCCACGUCCAUCAUUAAAUACUCCACGUUCUACUAAUCUUCAUUCAUCAUCAACGUAUACAGAACUAAAAAGUAUCGUUAUUGAAGAUUUAACACCGUCUACAACAAUCACAUCAUUUCCACCUCCACCAUCUCCUACAACAUUGAGAAAAAACAUAACGAUAGAACAAAAUAUAACUCCAAGAAGAUCGCCAAAUGAACAAUCAUUAUCAACAUCAUCACCCACUACAACAACUAAAUCAAUUUCUUCAUUAGCUACAUCUUCUCCAGUUAUAGCAGACGUAAGGCAUGAUGCGAAUUUUUCAUCUGUUAUUGCGCAAAAAGCUGCAGAAAAACAGGCGAGAUUUAGCGAAACAAAACCAGUGAAACAAAUUCCCGUAACAUUCUUUUCUGGUAUAAACCAAGCAAAUAUUCAACAACAACCGUUCAAUCGAGUGACCAUAGCAACUGCAAAUGGAACUAUAACACCAGGAAAUGUCAAACAGACAGCCAAUGUGAAUAAUUAUUUUAAUGGUGAAUCAUCCCGUUCUCAUAUUACUUCAUUCUCAUCAACCGUAAUAUCUUCUCCGUCGAUGCCGCCUUCUCCAUCACAAUCAUCUUCACUAUCGAAUUCACCAGUUCAUCAGCAACGUUUUAGUCAUGCUGCUAAUCAAUUAUUAGAAGGUUUAAAACGUCGUACUACACAACCGCAACAAAUAAUGAUUAAACGUUAUAAUCAUCACGGUGAUAGUGGUGGUGAUAGUUGA
Molecule: messenger RNA, 3738 nt
Organism: Didymodactylos carnosus
Lineage: Eukaryota; Metazoa; Rotifera; Eurotatoria; Philodinida; Philodinidae
Source: the annotation of a GenBank genome assembly